CACCGGAAGCUGGAGCCGAACGCGGGUGGAACUAUGGCCUCAACCAGCACCGUGCUUCAUUUUUAAGCAUAAAUACUAUUCAUCGUUACAUAUCAUGUGUCGUUACUUUACAUUAACCGUUAUUAUGUGAAGGAAACGAGGCAACUCUGCAAGUUAUCUUACCAGUUGAACAUGUAUUUCCCAUGAUGCAAUUUACCAGAAGUAGGAGACAAACGCGGAAGUAUGCGAAGAGUGAGCCGGCGAUCCUGUGAGGAUGGCCCGCUGCUGGAGGAGCAGGAGACAGAGGGACAGCGGCAGCUUCACGGCCUUCUGCUACGGCAACUCCACACCCAAGUCGAUGUCGAAAGAUGUGUGGCCAAGAAGGAGAGCUUUGCACCAGCGGCACUCUACAAGCCGUUCGGCGAACAGGCGUCCGGCGUGCAUAGCCUGUCUCAGUUCCAGGCGUUGCAAGAGGACGAGCAGGAGCUGGCCGGCCUGCGAGAGCUGGGCCUGACCGAUCCGGAGAUCCAGCUGUGGCAGAAAAGGGAUGCCCCGGAAAUACCUGAACAGGGUCACGGUGUUUGCGCGGCUCCUGGCGUCAAGCGGCAACGCCUCCAGGUCAUCCAGGACAAGAUCGCAGCCCGGGCAAAGCUUCUCGCGCGGCCCCAGCGCUUUGCCGCCAGCCAGCCGCUGUCCCGGCGCGAGAUGGAGAUUGAGCAGGCGCUCUUCCAGGGCAGCGACCGCCAAGGAUUCCUUACGGCACUCUACCAUCGAGAUGCAAAUAAGCAAGAUGGCCCUCAAGAAACGACAAAUCCAAUGGACUCCUUGUACAAAGAUCUUCUCAGCAAGCCACCCCAGGGUGUGGAAAGUGCCGGAACGUCACGCCUUUUGACAUCUGCCCUGCCACAGGAAAGCGACGGCAAAUCAGAGGAAGGCUCAGCAGAAGCGCCGGAGCGCCACCUCGUCCCCCCGCUGGAGAUCAGCCGGCAAAUCGGCAGCCUGCGUGGGGCAGACGGUGCCGGCUCGGGUCGCCCGCUAACGGUCACGGGGCAGGUGGUGCCCGUGACGAACCGGGAAAUCCGGGAGAACCGGGCAAGCUCGGAGGAGAUCCGGAGCAUCCCGAGAUUCCGAAACUACCAGGCUGGAAAAGCCUCCCAAGUGGUGUGCGUGAAGAACCUGAGUCCGCAAGUGUCAGUGGCCCAGCUGGUGGCGCUGUUCUCCAGGUUCGAAAGACCCGGCGGCGGCGGACCCCCGUUGCUCUACCGCCUCCUGACGGGUCGCAUGAAGGGUCAGGCCUUUGUCACACUGCCAGACAUGGAAACGGCCCAGAAGGCUUUGCAGCUGCUCCAUGGUUACCGGUUGCUAGGGAAACCUUUGGUGUUGGAGUUUGGCCGCGAGCGAAAGGAAGUCGAUGAGCGGGGAGCAAAGACGUCAAAACUAUCGUGUGACGCCAUACACGGACCCUCCGGGUUUCCCAAGAACUCCCGGGUAGCUCCUGGCGCCGCCUCCGACCAGCAUCUGUCCUCUGCUGACGGGGAUGUCUCCCAUUUGAAGUAUGGUGGGCUUUCGCGCCACGGCAAAGGGGAUUUGCCCGCCGUGGCCCCUGUACGUGUAGCCGCCCCGACGCCCUCCGCAGCAUUUCCCGGCAAAGAAGGACAAGGCUAGCGUGCCGCCGCCGAGCACGGAGAGCACGGACGAGGCCAUGCCCAAGUAGAGGCAAGUGCCCGGCGCAAACUUGAGCAACGCAUUGCUACUGGCGGGGAAGUUCCGGAUCACAAUGUUGGCGGUCCAGGAGACGGGCACCAAGGCCACCGUGCCGGCGCCGAAGAGCAACACGCCACCGAUGCCUGCCACCCGUCUCUUGCACGACUCGCACCGCUUCAUGCAAACGGUGCACUGCAUGCCCAUCACGGCAAUGAGCAGGCCCACCACGCUCAGCCCCAGGGAGCUCAACAUGAGGAUUCGGGAGAUCCGGAGAUCGGAGGGCAUCAUCAGGAAGGACUUGUACGUUUCGCACAGGAAGGCCCCGUUCAACUCGUGGGAGCAUCUCAUCCACAGGCCGUUCAUGUUGCUGUCCCUGGCCGUCACUUUUGUGGCCUCGGCGGCGGCGUUCACCGAGACCUCCCAGAAGGGGAGCGCCGUGGUCACCAGGUUGCCCACCAGGCCAGUCAAGCCCAUCGAAAAGCCCAACAGCUCCAGAGACGCAGAAGCCAUAGCGAUCCUGAGGGAGCAAAUGAAACCCCAUAACGCUUGGCUGACUGCCUGACUGACAGACAGACUAUUUGAUGACAAUCAGCAAACUGUGAAGAAUUGCCCUUGGUUAACUUGCAAGCAAGCUUUUUGAGACGCUUAGGAGCUUGUUCGUGCAGCAAAAGCAGCUUUACAAACUACAACUAAAUCAUGACCAAGGCAGUCAUGGGAGCUCACUCCAGGUUUUGGGCAACAAAACUCAUCAAAGCGAGCAAGCUUUCUUUCCUAGGUUAGUCGUUAGCGAGCGAGUCUAGCAUUUCAUAUGAAUGGUGGCUGCGACAAAAGUAAAGCAUUGCAACGUUUGAUCCAAAAUGGAGGCAUGGCAAAACAUACGCCGGUGUUUGGAGAAAUGCAGCAACAUUUUAUUGCUAUCAUUUCACCUGUAGCACUGAGAUAUUUGCCUCAAUUGUAAAGUGCAGUCAGUAGAAAUCAAAUCCAUGAUUCUUAUAGCAUCCUUUUCCAAAUUUGACCAAAGGUUUGAAUCUUAAAAAAAGGAGUCCAAAUGCACCAAUGGUUGCUUAAGACAAUAGAGGCUGAGAUUUUAGGUGUGACAAAAAAAUGAUCAACAAGGCUUUUUGAAACUAUACUCACACUUGACAAGAGUCGGUCGGUCCAAAACCGCGACGAGCGAGCCACUCAAAUCAUCUCCUUCCUUUUUGCCGGGUCGUGUCAUAAGGGUAAAUGUCUCAUCUCUUUAUGGGGUCAUCAUCGUCAUGCCACUUUUGAUAUGUUCAGUUUGUAUUUCACCAUGAAAACCGGAACGCAUCAUAUACGAACGGACGGGGUCAAUGGGCUCGUAAAGAAAACGUCCCUUUCUCAAUCUCAGGAACGCGCAGUACAUUCUUGCAAAACCAACGCGAGUCCCAUUUGAUUGUAUAAUUGAGAUGACUGUGGGGGGGGUCAGGAUUUGUGCUUGUCAAUAUUGACCGUGUUUUCAGCUUUUCUGCCUCAUUUGUGGCCCAUUGGUGCAAAUUCACUCAAAGUUCACCUUUGACCACGUUUGAGACAUGACAAUCGGCUAUUUGUCGUCCUUGGUCGGCAAAAUCAGGACAGCCAGAUUCUCAGAGGACUCUGAGAGUCUUUGUAAAUACGGGCCCAGUUGACACAUCCGGCCGGCUAUUGAUCCGUUUGGGUAGUGUGUGCUCUUGAAUGGACUUUAAUGUGUACUUUAUAUUUGUGGGGUAGUUCAGGGAGAUUGAAAUAAAACUAGGUCCCAUCUUCGUCA
Messenger RNA from Syngnathus typhle (broad-nosed pipefish), 3454 nucleotides. It is a transcript of the gene rbm41, whose product is annotated as RNA binding motif protein 41. Bases 223 to 1644 code for a protein of 473 amino acids. The transcript has 8 exons. Gene Ontology annotation, biological process: mRNA splicing, via spliceosome. Gene Ontology annotation, cellular component: U12-type spliceosomal complex. Gene Ontology annotation, molecular function: U12 snRNA binding; pre-mRNA intronic binding. Lineage: Eukaryota; Metazoa; Chordata; Actinopteri; Syngnathiformes; Syngnathidae. The record is from RefSeq and is a predicted model, not a curated record.